AUUCACAUGGAUCUCCACACACCAAAGCAGAGAAAUUUAAAAAAGAAACAGAGAAAUACUCUGUUUUGCUCUACUUUGACCUCCAUCGAAACACUCUCAGAUCAUUCCCGAUAGGAUGGCACUUGCAAAAGAGAUUUUGGGUUCUACUCUAAUUGAAAAAUCAUCUCUGAUUACUUCUUCAAGAUCUCUCCUUUUCAAUCACCAGCAGAACAGGCUCCGUUUCACACCGGUGUUGGUUCCGUUGGAGAAGAAGAUCCUUCGGUUGGAGAAAGUUGUGAAAGGACCGAAGGCGGCGAUUAGUGAGAAGCUGGUGAAGGUACCUGCUGUGGAGAAGCCUGUGAAGUUCAAGGUGAGAGCUGUUGUGACAGUGAGGAAGAAUAACAAGGAAGAUCUGAGGGAGACCAUCGUCAAGCACAUUGAUGCCUUGUCGGAAAAGAUAGGCAGAAAUGUCGUUUUGGAGCUUGUUAGUACUGAAAUCGAUCUAAGAUCGAAGAAGGCGAAGGUCAGCCAAGCUGUGUUGAAGGACUGGUUACAGAAAGCAAACCUCCGGGCGGAGCGGGUGAAGUACACGGCUGAGUUCACGGUCGAUUCAAGCUUCGGAGUGCCCGGCGCUAUCACCGUCAGCAACAAGCACCAGAAGGAAUUCUUCUUGGAGAGCAUUGUGAUCGAAGGGUUUGCCUGCGGCCCGGUCCAUUUCGUAUGCAAUUCAUGGGUCCAAUCCAGAAAGGAUCAUCCAGUAAAAAGGAUCUUCUUCAGCAACAUGCCAUAUCUACCAUCGGAGACGCCCGAUGGACUCAAAAAGCUGCGAGAGAAGGAGCUACAAGAUUUGAGGGGCGAUGGGAAGGGUGAAAGGAAGUUGUCUGAUAGAAUAUACGACUAUGAUACAUACAACGAUCUGGGCAACCCGGACAAAGGGACCGACCUCGCUAGGCCGAUUCUCGGCGGCGAAUCAAUCCCAUACCCACGUCGAUGUAGAACGGGCCGCCCUCCGUCCGAUGCCAACAUUAAGGUGGAGAGUCGAGUGGAAAAGCCGUUGCCGAUGUAUGUUCCAAGGGAUGAAGCAUUCGAGGAGUCGAAGAAACACACAUUUUCCACUAGCCGACUAAAGGCGGUCCUCCAUAACCUGAUACCGUCUCUCAUCGCCUCGAUAUCGGUUGAAAACCAUGAUUUCAAGGGGUUCUCCGAUAUCGACCGUCUUUACAAGGAAGGACUCCUACUAAAAUUGGGAUUGCACGAUGAGAUUGUGAAGAAGCUUCCAAUCGUUAACAAGAUCCAAGAAUCCAGCGAGGGCCUACUCCGAUACGACACUCCAAGCAUCAUCUCCAAGGAUAAGUUCGCUUGGCUGCGAGACGAUGAGUUCGCCCGACAGACGCUGGCAGGGAUUAACCCCGUUAAUAUUGAGAGGCUUCAGGUUUUCCCACCAGUAAGCAAGCUCGACCCUUCGAUCUAUGGCCCACCAGAAUCCGCCAUCAAAGAAGAACACAUUGUGGGCCAGCUCAACGGCAUGACCGUACAACAGGCGUUGGACGAGAGCAAGCUGUUCGUCUUGGAUUUCCAUGACAUCUACGUGCCGUUCCUUGAUCGAAUCAACAGCCAAGAUGGGCGGAAAGCAUAUGGGACCCGCACGAUCUUCUUCCUUACAUCGGCGGGGACGCUGAAGCCGAUCGCCAUCGAGCUGGGCCUCCCGCCAGCAUCGAGCGGCUCUCGAUCGAAGCGGGUCCUGACCCCACCCAAUGAAGCCACGUCCCAUUGGCUUUGGCAGCUGGCUAAGGCCCACGUCUGCUCCAACGAUGCAGGCGUCCAUCAGCUCGUCAAUCACUGGUUGCGGACGCACGCUUGCAUCGAGCCGUUCAUUCUUGCGGCCCACCGUCAGCUGAGUGCGAUGCACCCUAUCUUCAAGCUACUCGACCCACACAUGCGAUACACGCUCGAGAUCAACGCUCUAGCUCGCCAGAGCCUGAUCAACGGCGGUGGCGUCAUCGAAUCAUGCUUCACGCCGGGCCAGUACUGCAUGGAUAUCAGUGCGGCGGCUUAUCGUGACCAUUGGCGCUUCGAUUUGGAGAACUUGCCUGCAGAUCUGAUCCGAAGGGGCAUGGCCAUUGAGGACUCCACACAACCCAACGGCCUCAAGCUCGUUAUCAACGACUAUCCUUACGCCUCAGACGGCAUCCUCAUCUGGUCCGCCAUCGAAAGCUGGGUCCAGAGCUACGUUCGAGCCUACUACCCGGACCCGAACCUCAUAGAAGCCGAUACAGAGCUCCAAGCCUGGUACGCCGAGUCAGUCCACGUGGGCCAUGCUGACAAGCGCCACGAGAGCUGGUGGCCCACCUUAUCCAACGCUGAUGAUCUUGUUUCCAUCCUUACAACCCUCAUCUGGAACGCAUCAGCCCAACACGCCGCCCUCAACUUCGGUCAGUACCCCUUCGGCGGCUACGUUCCGAACCGACCGCCGUUGAUGCGGCGGCUGAUACCGGAGGAAGCCGAUCCGGAGUAUGAUAAUUUCCUCGCCGAUCCUCAACGAUACUUCCUGUCGGCUCUACCGAGCCUACUGCAAGCUAGCAAGUUCAUGGCUGUCGUUGACACGCUGUCAACGCACUCGCCGGACGAGGAGUACUUGGGCGAGCGACAGCAGCCGUCGAUCUGGACUGGGGAUACUGAGAUCGUUGAGGCGUUUUACAAGUUCUCGGCGGAGAUACAGAAGAUUGAGGAGAAGAUCCACCGGCGGAACGCCGAGUCGGAGCUGAAGAACAGGUGCGGAGCCGGCGUGCUGCCGUACGAGCUGCUGGCGCCGAGUUCUGGACCGGGAGUGACGGGGAGAGGGGUGCCUAACAGCAUUUCUAUAUGAGGGGUGGCCCACCUGUUUGUGGGGCCCAUUUAUUUAUUGAGGUUAGAGAGAUUAUGAAAGGGUGGGAUAGAUUGGUGUAAAUGUAGUAGGAAUUUGUAUAAUGUAAAGUGUAUAACCAAUGGUUGUAAGAGAGCUAAUAUAUAAUGUAAGUGGGCCAUUAUCUGCCCUUUUAUGUUA
Molecule: messenger RNA, 3022 nt
Organism: Magnolia sinica
Lineage: Eukaryota; Viridiplantae; Streptophyta; Magnoliopsida; Magnoliales; Magnoliaceae
Product: linoleate 13S-lipoxygenase 3-1, chloroplastic-like
Exons: 9
Coding region: 116-2845 (909 amino acids)
Biological process (GO): lipid oxidation
Molecular function (GO): oxidoreductase activity, acting on single donors with incorporation of molecular oxygen, incorporation of two atoms of oxygen; metal ion binding; protein binding
Source: RefSeq, a predicted model, not a curated record